This is a messenger RNA of Gryllus bimaculatus (two-spotted cricket), 4098 nucleotides long. NCBI's taxonomy places the organism in Eukaryota, Metazoa, Arthropoda, Insecta, Orthoptera, Gryllidae. The record is from the annotation of a GenBank genome assembly.
AUGGUUGAAAGGGCGUCAAAGGCCGACCCGGAUAGCGAGGUUAGUAUCAGAUCAUCUCCACUGUGCAGAAUGAGACCAUCAGAAAUGCAAAUCAAAAUGGGAAGUGUGUUUAUACAACUGGAUUUAGUGGAACACAGGAUAUCGGACCUGGAGGCAACAGUGAAAACAAUUGUUGGGUGCCUACGGAAAAAAGUGAGAUUUCUUUUGCCAGAAUGCGCUUUUGGAGAAGACCCCCCUUUGAGAUACGUUGUUUCAAGUACUCGCGACCCGGAAACGGUCAACGAAAGGUAUUUUCAUCGCUCCGAAAAUAGAGACGCCGACCUACACGCGGCCCGAACAAACGGAUUAGAGCACUUCACAUCGGUGCUUAUAGACUCAAGGGCGUACGUCAACGUUCGGGACCACCUGCUGCGCACGCCGCUGCACUGCGUCGCCGCCCAAGGCCUCGUGACGGACGCCCAGCGCCUCCUGUUGGCCGGGGCGAAGGUCGACGCCAAGGACGUGGACGGCUACACACCGCUAGACUUCGCUGCGGGGUACGGCUGCUGGGGCUUAGUGAAACUCCUUCAGCGGAAUGGAGCAAAACCGAACGAAAACACUCUACUUUUCGCUGCGAGGUGUGGACAGUGGGAUAUGCUGCAGUAUUUUCUGAGCAUGGUACCGUUUGUUGAUGCGCGCACUGAAAAAGGAGAUCCUUUGAUUGUGCUGGCUGCGCAAGCUUGUCAAUGGGAAUUGGUGCAUCUCCUGUUGGCGAAAGGGGCGUCGGCGACGAAGUGCAGCAACGAUGAAAAUUGCGCGUUGGUGUGGGCGGCGUUUGCGGGCCAGGCAGACGCCGUGCGAGACAUAUUGUGCCGCGGGGCGGCGUCCAACGCUCGGCAGGUUCAUCACGCCCUUUCCUGCUGCUUAAACGCCGACACGGUAAGGGCGUUUGCGUACGUGCUGCCCGACGAGGUGCGUGGUCGGUCUGGGAAAUGGGCUCUGUUGGUCGCCGGGUCCCGCGGCCGCCUGGAGACGCUGGUAGCGUUCCUGGAAGCGGGCGUUAAAGUAAACGCGGUCGUCGACUUCUCCGGCACCGCCCUUCACGCAGCAGCCCAUCACGGACACGUGGAUUGCGUGAAGGAGCUUCUGCGUCGAGGCGCUGACGGCAACGUCAAGGACGGUUUCGGAAACACACCCCUCCACGAGGCUGCCCUUAGGGGCCGGGUGGAGUGCGUGCGCGAGCUGUUGGAAGCCGGAGCCAGCACUGCGGUGACGAACGAACAGGGGAAGACUCCCUUCGAUGUCGCUGAAUCUUCUGAGGUGCGCGAGCUGUUAGUGCGAGCUGUGUGUCCACCUUAGACACGCGCACGAGAGGGUAGACGGCGCUUCUGGCGGGCGAAGGUUGUCAAUCUGUAGCCGCUGUGUUGAUUCCUUAAUGAAGCAGGUGGUGGAAGCAACACCGGCCGGACGGAUUUACGCCAGAUGCGCAAUGUCCUUCACGCAGCAGCUCGCAUACGCAGUGUGCGUAAGAGAGCUACAGCAGCGGGUCGCAGAGGUCAGUGACAAUGAAGUCUCGAAGAAAUGAUUCUUCGAGAAAAACGUCUCUUCAUGAAACUUCCCUAAGGGUAAAAGUGGAUUGCGUGUGCCCUCUAUUAGAUACCGGAGCCUGCACUUCGGUGAGGAACAAAAACAGGGGAAAAUUCCCUUUGACAUAACUUCUGCUUCUGAAAUGCGCAAUCUCGUAAGUUUAGACAAGUUUCCGGUCGGAACAAGAUAACGCUCUUCUAUGGGACAACCUUCUAAGCAUAGUCUCAUCUUUAGUGAUAGUGUAGUGAUAUAAGUUUGCAGUCGACAUCUCACUCAGUUUUGUGUAGAGAUGUACUUGAGUUGGGUGCCUGGCGUGAAAUCUCUUGCUGGCACGACAAGGUACCCGUGCUUACCGAGCGACAAGCCAGGCGAAACACGGCCUCUCUGCCAACGACGCGGCGUCACCUGACAGCCAAGAAGUCACCUGUGCUUACCCCCCUCAGAUUGCAAAGAAUGUUGUGAAGGACUGUGGCUUCGGGUUGGGUACCCUGCGACGCCGCCCACUUUUCAAAACUGAAGAAAAAACCUUCCGGAGAAGAAGAGUUUCAGACAAGUGUGAAGUGAAAGAAGCAGUUUUUGACCACUUUGCGAACACAAAUUCGAAGUAUAUUUUAAAAGCCUAGAAAUGUUGAAAUACAGAUGUGAAAAGUGGGUUGGAGUAAAUUAAGAUUAAGUUGAAAAGUUAGGUAAGUUUUUUUAAUUUUUUUUAAAAUUAGAAAUAGAAGUUAGUGAGGCCGGAAACUUAUGAGGCGCACCCCUACACAAGAGGAUAGAUGACGUUUCUGGUGUUUGCCGGUUGUCAAGCUGUAUCAGUAGCAUCUAAUGUACCAGUAGCAUCAAAUGUACCUGUACGAUCUAAUGACGCAGGUUUUGGGAACAGCCCCGGCAGGACAGAUUUAUAACCGACGUUUGCGCAGGGUGCAUGAUGGUGUAUGGGUCGAAUUAAUUGAGCAUUACCGACAAUAUUAUGCACAGUCUCUCUUCCUAUUGAUUAAUAUUACAUGUGAAACCAGUAAAAUCUCACCUACCUAGGAAUGAGUCAUCCAUUAUGAUUGUCGUCACAAUUAGGAAAAGAAGCGCCUAUAUCAACUUAACGUUACACAAACAUACCGUUGAAGUACUAGCUGCAUCCAGAGAAGAACUAUAAGCCGCAUGCCACUUACGCUGUAUAAACUAAGUAAUGUCAUUCCGAUUAUUCGAAAGAAAACUUCAUAUUGUAUAUUGAUAUCGAAAAAGUGCAUUAUUCCUGGACCCAUAUAUUUUUAUAAUAUAUUAAAUAGUCCUAAUUCACGUUUUGUCCUUGAUAACAAAAAUGUGUUUUUUUUUCGGCAUAACGUCCGUGUACGUAUGAACAAAAAUAGCGUCCAAACAGCACAGUCGGCAAGUUUGAUAUCUGAAGUCAUGACCCCUUCAAUUUGAAACGGAUAUUGUAAUAUUGGGAAUCCUUUGCAUUUGGCCUUAAUGACAUUUUGGAAAUUUGCUCAAAAUUGGACUCAAUUUUCAUGUUUUGCUUUUUUAAUUUAUUUUUUAUUCUUUAUUUUUUAAUUUUUUUAUUUAUUUAUUAAUUUUUUGCUCGAAGAGAAAUGGGUAGACUCUGCCCACUGGUCCGAUUUACAGUACAACCUUCAAUAUUCGAAAAUGCAAAAAUUUGUUUCAGCUAGAAUUUUUUCCACUAAAAAACUGUUUCUCUGGAAUCAGUUCAAACGCAACGAAGAAAAUAAUAGAAGACGAAAUGAAAGAAUCCACUGUAUCUAGAUUCUCUUAACUCUCAAGUUAGGAGGUGAAUGGCAGAUGGAAUAAUUUCAUUAUUCGUUGCGAAAAAGUUCGUAUUGAUUGAGAUCUGACGAAUUCUGAAUUGCUAUUGGUCUGUAAUGCAUGAGUAGAAUAGUCAUUAAAAGCUAUUAACUUUCAAAAGUUGAAAAUUCUUGCGCGUCUUUUACUGAAGAAAAUUCUUCAAGAGAAGGCUGAAGUGUCACUAGCUGACAAUUUGCAAUAUUAUAGCAGUACUACCUAUCCAGUGAAACAAGAGAAAAUGUGCUGUUAUAAGGCAAUUAGUUUUAGUUAUUCACAUCUUAAGAUUUUUCUCAUUUUUGUGAACUUAUUCUUAAAAAGUAUUUUCAUUGUAUUAUGAGGGUCAUCUUUGGCCGUUCCACCGUUAUCAUCUUAAAUCUUUAAGUUUUGGCCCCCGUAUUCAACCUAGAUGGUCCCUCAAUCGUAUCAAAUCUGCGGAAAAUAAGCCAUGUGUGUGUAUGUGUGUGUGUGUGUGGGAAGGAUCUGAAAGACCAGGAGACGAAUAGAUUACAAAAAAUUUAAAUAUUGUACGUUUCUAAUUUUUUUCUUUGGUGUGGUCUUAUUCAUUAUCUUUAUCAAUUACAUUAAUCACUUGCCAUUGUAGAAUUAAAUGUUGACGGUUUAGCUCCUUUAUAAAUAUUUUAUGUUUUGUGUAUUUUCUAUUAAAAUAAAAUUUUGAAAUAUAUUCACUUGUACAUUGUUCAUAGAAGUGACUAAUAAAGCAUUUGAAUAUUAUUACCA